Messenger RNA from Bipolaris sorokiniana ND90Pr, 2332 nucleotides. Its product is annotated as glycoside hydrolase family 17 protein. Gene Ontology annotation, cellular component: cell surface; extracellular region; fungal-type cell wall. The record is from RefSeq and is a predicted model, not a curated record. The coding region runs from base 296 to 1996 and encodes 566 amino acids. Gene Ontology annotation, biological process: cell wall organization. The transcript has 3 exons. NCBI's taxonomy places the organism in Eukaryota, Fungi, Ascomycota, Dothideomycetes, Pleosporales, Pleosporaceae. Gene Ontology annotation, molecular function: glucan endo-1,3-beta-D-glucosidase activity; 1,3-beta-glucanosyltransferase activity.
CAAUUUCCAGGGCCCCUAACUAACGCCUUUUGAGCCACAGCGGCCCACGGCCUGGUCAGCUCACAGGCCAUGGCUCAGCACUCAAAAGCUCCGGGUUUCCAGCCUGACUUUGGACUCUUUUUUCCCUCGUUACGCAAGGCUUUUCGUUACGCAUCGCCUCGUUGACAAGUCUUUUUGGCCUAUUGUGCCCUGUCGCUCUUUAUACGUUUUAUAUCUUAAUAAUACCCGCUUCACUCGCUCAGCGGACUAGCACCACUACCCCCAGUUUACCACAAAACCCCGUACCGAUUCCAAGAUGAAGUACGCAUUUGUUGCAGCUGCCCUUGCUGGGUCAGUCUUUGCCUCCCAGCAUAAGGCUCAUGCUGGUUUCCACCAGCGCCGCCACGACCACGCUGCGGCUCCCCAGGAGGAUGUUUGCACUGUCUACACCACCGUCUACGUGACUGGCCCUCCUCCAAGCUACCCCACUGCCACCCCGGAGACUCCCAAGCCCAGCAGCCCUGCUGUUCCUCAGCAGAGCCAGCCUCCUGUCUACCCUCAUGGAGGACAGCCUCCUAAGCCCGAGGUUCCCCAGCAGAGCCAGCCUGUCCACCCGGAUACUCCCAAGCCCAGCAAUCCUGCUGUCCCCCAGCAGAGCCAGCCGGCCACCUACCCCGCUGUUCCUCAGCAGAGCCAGCCUCCUACUUACCCCCAGGGAGGACAACCCCCUAAGCCCGAGGUUCCUCAGCCCAGCAGCCCUGCUGUCCCCCAGCAGAGCCAGCCUCCUGUCUACCCCCAGGGUGGUCAGCCUCCUCACCCGGCUGUCCCGGCCUCCACUUCCUGCGAUGAGGAGACCCCCAAGCCUACUGGCCCUGCUCCAGGUGUCCCCCAGCAAAGCCAGCCUCCUACCUACCCAGGUACUCCUCAACCCCCUCAGCCUGAGGCACCCAAGCCCAGCAGCCCAGCUCCUACCUACCCCCAGGGAAACCAACCUCCUAAGCCCGAGGCUCCCAAGCCCAGCACCCCAGCUGUUCCCCAGCAGAGCCAGCCCACCUACCCGGGUGUUCCCCAGCCUCCUAAGGAGAGCAAGCCCGCUCAGACUCCCUCUGUCCCGGAUGCCAACAAGCCCAAGCCUACUCCUUCCAGCAGCAGUGCACAGCCCAAGCCUACCAAGCCAUCCGGUGGCAAUGGUCACAUUGUAACCAACGGCGACAAGUGGUCCAUCACCUACACUCCCUACGCACAGUCCGGCCAGUGCAAGGAAGCUGGUGAGGUUGCUUCUGACAUCGAGAAGAUUGCUGGUCUCGGCUUCACCACUAUCCGCGUCUACAACACCGACUGCGGUGUCUUCGAGAACGUUGUUCCUGAGUGCGAGAAGCACGGACUCAAGAUCAUCUACGGUAUCUUCCUCGAGGCUGGCGAGAAGGGCUGCUUCUCCGAGUACGCCAACAAGCAGCUCGACGACAUCAAGAACAAGGCUCCUAAGGACAGCAUCUCCAUGGUCAUUGUCGGCAACGAGUGCAUGUUCAACGGUAACUGCCAGCCUGAGCAGCUCGCUUCUUACAUCGACCACGUCCGCGACGAGCUCCGUGGCGCUGGCUUCCCCUCCACUGUCCCCAUCACCACCACCGAGCCCGUCGACGUCUGGGAGACCAAGGGUGCCGCCCUCUGCUCCCACAUCGACGUCUUCGUCUGCCAGGUCCAGCCCUACUUCACCCAGUCCGUCAGCGCCGACAUGGCCGGUGACUUUGCCGCCCAGCAGCUCGAGCAAGCCUCCAAGGUCUGCCCCGAGGCUGCCGCCCGUGGUGCCUACAUUGGUGAGAUCGGCUGGCCUUCCCAGGGUCAGACCAACGGCAAGGCUGUCGCUAGCCCCGAUGCUCAACGUACUGCUAUGCAGAAGAUUCAGGAGGCUGUCGGUGAGAAGGCUAGCGUCUUCUCCUUCCAGGACGACACCUGGAAGCCCGCUGGCGCCUAUGGUGUUGAGCAGCACUUUGGCUGUGUCGAUGUUCUUGCAUAAGUCAAGCAAACCUUUGAAAUAAAGGGGAAAUAGUCCAUAUGUAUCUCUAUGUAGCGCAUCAUCACCUCAAAUCUUGUUGCAAAUAUAGCAGCUUGUUACCCUGCUGCGUUCUUCUCACGCCAUCAUGUGUCUUUAUUUCUUUCCUUUGUUUUAUUAGUCUUGCCUUCGCUUUUGUGUGAAUCCAUGAUCGAGAAGGGAACACACAUGCAGACUUGGCAACAUCGAUAGAGGAAGUGGGUGGCCUUGGAAGUGUAGCUGAUUUAGUGUUUAAUCUCUUAUAACCUAGUAGUAAAGCGGAAAAAAUCCAACCCUGAUACUAUUCAUCCUUUGCAAACA